AUAAUAUUACUAUCGUACAUGUAAAUAUGAAUCUUUUCUUAGUUUUAUUUUAUAUAUUAACAUUUAAGACUGUUAUCUAUAACAUUAAAAGAGUACGGAUUUUAUAUUAUGAUUCAUUUCAUUACAUAAUCUCGAUAAUUUAUCACAGUUACAAAUAAGAUAGUGUUUUCGAAAAUUUCUACCGCUAUAUGUAACAUUACUUAAAAGGACAGUAAAAAGUAUUGUUUACCAUUUCAUAUUAUUCAGUGUACCACAAUCCAACAUUCCACGAUUUAAACGUAUUAUGGAUACUGAAGAAAAAAUUAUCAAUAAAUCUGAUCUAUUAGAAUCAAAUAAAACAUCAUCAGAGAACUCAUCAAUCAUUGGCAAACCAAUGGAUUCAGUUAAAACUAUUUCAACUAAGUUAAAUGAUACCAAUGAAGGUUUAUUCGAAAAUACUUCAAAUCAAUCUCAUGAUGGAUUAAAUCAAUCUGAAAUAUCAAAAAAUGAUGAAACAACUAAAAAUAUCAUCAAUGAAAAACAUCAAAAUAUUUUAAUUGAAAAAAUUACAGAUAAAUCAAUCGAUUCACCUGAAAAACAUGAAUCGAAUAAUAAAGUUUCUUCAUCAUUACGUUCAAUGAAAGGUAGACGUAUGUAUCCAUUGAAUCAAUUAUCUAAUCCAUCGGAUCAUCUUCAUGAUUUAAAACAAAAUAAUAAUAAUAAUAAUAAACAUAAACAAUCAAAUUUAAAAUGUAAAAAAUUUAAAAAAUAUUUAAAAUCAUUAAUUGCAUUUUUAUUUUCUCAUAUUGGUCUUUGUUUAGUUGUAGUUGGUUAUUGUACAUUAGGAGCAUUUUUAUUUCGUUUAAUUGAACAAAAUAAUCAAUCAAAUAUUAUACAUAAUUAUACUACUGAAUUAAUUUAUAAUCAUAAAAAUAUACAACAAUUAAUUAGGAAUUAUCAUCAUGAAUCAUUAAAAUUAUGUAUAAAUCAUGUAAAUCAUUUAUAUUCUAAUGAGAUAAAAUGGAAAAAUGAUAUAAUCAAUAUAUUGAUUUAUUAUGGUUUUUCAAUAAAACCAGAAUUAUUUAAAAUAGAAUUAGAAAAAUUUAAUCAAAAAUUAAUUAAACCAAUUAUACCAAUGAAUCAAACAAAUUCUAUUCUAAUCAAUAAUCAAUUAAUAUUGAAUGAAUUAUAUAAGAAUUUAACAAUCCAUUUAAAUUAUUAUACUGAUUAUAUUUUAUUGAAAAUAAAUGAAUUCAUUGAAAAAUUAAUGUAUAAUACAUAUGAUGCAUGUAAUUCAGGUUGGAAACCUGUACAUUCAAUGAAUAAUUUAUUCAUAUAUAAUAAUAAAACUUAUCAAAAUAUUUAUUCACAAUGUUAUAAAUAUAAUAAUUGUACAUUAGAAACUAUUAUUAAUAAUAAUAUUAGUAGUAGUAUUAGUAAUAAUAGUAGUAAUAAUAAUAAUCAAAUCAAUACUAUAUGUAAUUGUUUAAAUGAAACAAAAUGUUUAUGUGAUAAUAUUAGUCAAAUUAAUAAUUAUUCAAAUAGAUUAUCUACAAUUGGUAUUAUUGAAGAAUAUCGAGAUCCUUGGACAUUGACUGGAGCUUUAUUAUAUGCUGUUACUGUUGUUACUACUAUAGGUUAUGGACAUAUUGUACCUAAAACCGAUCUUGGACGAGCAAUAACUGUAAUUUAUGCAUUAUUUGGUAUACCAUUAGUACUUUUAUGUUUAACUAAUCUUGGUGGAUUUUUAGCUAAUACUGUACGAAUUAUUUAUUCAAAUUCAUGUUUUAAAUAUCAUCAACAUCGUAUUAAAAAGAAAUUAACUAAACAACAACAUACUCAAUCAAUAUUACCAAUAACAAGAGAUGAACAAUUACAUUUAACUAAAAGAACAUUACCAAAUAAUCGUAAAAAUAAACUAUCAAAAUUACAUAAUACUUUAGAAGAAAAUAAUGAAACAUCAAUAAUCAAUCAUUAUAUUGAUUCGAAUAAAUCGAUAUCAAAAGAAUCGAUUAAUCGAUUAACUAUGAAUGAUUAUCAUACAGCAAGAUUUGAAAAACGUGCUCAAUCUAUUCUACAUACAUUAACUAGUUCACAAUCAAUAAUUUCAUCAGGUAUACAAAAAAAAGAAAGAAAAAAUAAAGGAGUACAUGUACCAAUAUGGUUAACAUUAUUAGUAUUUUUUAUUUAUAUGAUAGUUGGUGCAAUUAUAUUCGCUAAAUGGGAAAAUUGGAAUUUAUUACAAUCAGGUUAUUUUGUAUUUAUUACAUUGUCAACAAUUGGAUUUGGUGAUUUUGUUCCCGGUAUACAAACAGAUAAAUGGCAAGAAAAUUCUACAAAACCAGUAUUUUGUUGUUUCUAUUUAUUAUUUGGUUUAUCUAUGGUUGCUAUGUCAUUUAAUUUAAUGCAAGAAGAAGUAAAAACUAAAUUUAGACGAUUCGCUUAUAAAGUUGGUUUAGUUGAAGAUUAAAUAUUUUGUUUCUAUGGUGAAAACCUCCUUUUUUUUUAGAAAAAAUAAUAAUACUUAUGAUUACUUGAUUAUUAUUCAUUCUGAAAAUUGUCUUCACUAAUUUACUCCACAAUUUCUCUCUCUAAAUGUUCAUUAAUUCUUAUUUAUUUGUUUAUGUGCUUGCUUUUAUUCAAUGUGCCUCUAAUUAUUAACAAUUUUAUAAUAUUCAUAAUGAUUUGAUGAAAGUCAGUUUAAAAUUUAACGUUGUACACAUUAAUUAACAAUAACAAUGAACUCAAUCAUCUCAAUGAUAAUGAUAGAAAUAAUCAAUCGUUGCUUUUCAAAUGUAAAACUGUAGUUGUGAUUUUAAGGUAUCUAUAAAUUUUAGUGCAAUAAAUAUGUAUAUUAAGAACCAUUAUAAGAAUCUAUUGUUCAUGUUUAUUAUAUAUGUUUACCUGUUCUAUCCUUUAGUCUUAUUUUCUAAAUACUUAUCUGUAUUGCCAAGAAGACAUAAUUAGUAUUUGGAACCUUUAUUCAUAGUACAUUCAAAUACAUCUAAUAUAAAUAUUUACAUAUAAUUCUAUUCCUUCUUCCAUUCCCAUUCAAAGUGAGAAACUUCACAUGAAUAUUAGUAAUUAGAAUGAAAUGAGUAUAAUGUUUUUAUUAAAACCAAUACAAC
Schistosoma intercalatum is the source of this 3107-nucleotide messenger RNA. NCBI's taxonomy places the organism in Eukaryota, Metazoa, Platyhelminthes, Trematoda, Strigeidida, Schistosomatidae. The record is from the annotation of a GenBank genome assembly.